Molecule: messenger RNA, 1878 nt
Organism: Oldenlandia corymbosa var. corymbosa
Lineage: Eukaryota; Viridiplantae; Streptophyta; Magnoliopsida; Gentianales; Rubiaceae
Source: the annotation of a GenBank genome assembly
AUGGAACCGGUUGGUGUGGUUUCUAUGAAGGGUCAACUGCAAGAGCUAUUUGCACAACUUCGAUCCUUAAGGAAAUUUCUCGAGUUGCAGCCAGAAAAAUUUGUUGAGGAAGACAUCAUAGCUGUGGUAUGUGAUGCUGGAGUUUUAAUUUUCUCAUCAUGGUACCCUGAACAUGUUGUAGUUGACCUUGGACUCCAGAAUUUGUUUCCAACAAUCAAGUUUAUUUUGGCAAAAUCUGGGGAGGAAGACCAAAAAAAUCUAAAGUUCAACUUUCAAAUGACUAAUCAUCUUGGUUUCGUCGAUUUUGUAUUGCGAAAGAUCUCUGAGCUGACAAACUACAAAGUUGGACAAACUGCCAAGAGUCAUCUUCUGUCUAUCAAAGAAGAGCUUGCUUACUUGAGAUCUUUCAUGGGGGAAACUGUGGAGUUGCGCAGCACACAUCAGGGAUUACAAGCUCUAUGGGACCGUAUUUUGGAGGUGGCAUACAAUGUAGAGGAUAUCUUUGACAACCUAGCCAUUGGUGAUCUUUCAGAUUCUGCUUCAACAUCAUCGUUUGAUUUCAUUGGGACAGACAUUGAGAACAUUAAAACAGAUGUGUUGAAGGCUUACCAUAUCGAGGUGGGACGAGAAAUGGAAGGCAAAGAAGAAACUGGGACUUGUUAUCAGGUGUCAUCAGAAAUUACUCCAUCAACAACUCAUAAAAUCGUAGGUUUCACUUGUGAGGCAUGCUCAAUAAUGAAUCGGUUCAAGAGAGGGUCAAAGAAGUUGCAGAUCAUUCACAUUAUGGCUGGAGUUUUGGCAAACAUGGAGACAAAAGGUUGGAAGAAGAUUCUGAAUGCUUUGAAUUCAGGCAUUGUAUCAAGGGAGGAAGAUCGUUGGAACACAUUGGAGUUGAGUUACAGGUUUUUACCAGAUAAUUUAAAGCCGUGUCUUCGAUAUUUUGGGAUAUGUCAAGAAGAUCAAGUGGUUUCAGCGAGGAGGUUGUUUUGUUUGUGGAUAGCGGAGGGCUUAGUUAGAAAAGAAGAGAUGAAGAGGGUAUCUGAUAUUGCAGAAGAGCAUUUAAAUUAUUUAAUUAGCAGAAGCUUAAUAAUGGUUUCUAAACAAAGGUGGGGUGGUGGAGUGAAAGCAUGCCGCAUGCAUGACCUUUUGUAUGAUUUUUGCUUACAAAAGGCAAAAGAUGAGCAAUUUCUCCAUGUUAUAAAUGGGCAUGGUGAGCUAUUAGCAUUUAAUGAGCCUAGGAACUUGCGGAGGAUAUGCAUUUUCUCAGAGGGAAAACAUCUCAAAGAGGCAUGUUUAUUAUGUCCUCUUGCACGUUCUGUACUUUUCAACAACAAUGGAGGAAUAUCAUACCAACAGUGGCUAGAUAUUUCAUCUGUGACUCAUAGCUUCAAACUUCUGAGAGUGUUGGAUUUAGAGCAAAUCAGUGCUGGUACGCAGUUUCCAAGUGAAAUAGUACUCCUUGUUCAUUUGGAUUUCUUGGCACUUCCCCCUUUCAUGACGCUCAUCCCCCCAUCGAUAGAUAAGCUGUUUAAUUUGGAAGAUUUUAUUGUGAGCUCAAUGAAAGGAGUUCCAUUUCCAAGCAGUCUAUGGAGUCUACAGAAACUGAAGUAUCUUAAAGUUAGAAGAUAUGGGUUCCAUUUGGCCUUAGAAAAUCUUGAUAGCUCAUCUGUUUUAUAUGACCUGGAUAGAUUUUCUGGUGCAAUUAUUCCUGUUGAGGCCAAUCUGGAAAGAUUGAUGAGAAAGUUUCCAAACAUCCGCAAGUUUAAAUACAGACUUCUCCAGGAUGAGAAUAAAUUGUGUGGUAUUGACAAGAUUGUGUUUCCUGACUUCCUGAGUCAACUACAUGCCUUCUUGUCUACACUACAUUCCAUCACUUGA